UCUCACUUUGAUCUCUUCUCUACUCAUUCAUUUCUCCUUUCACUAUAUUCAUCUCUCCUCUCUCCUCUUUCCUCCUCUCUGCUUUAUCCUCUUUCCUAUCCCUCUACUCAUUCAUUUCUCCUCUCUCUUCACUCAUCUCUUCUCUCUCCUCUCCUGUUUCCUCGGUCAGCUCAACCUUCUCCUCUUUUUUUUCCUCUGCCUGUCAUUCGUCCACUUUUCCUUCAGCAUUCGACUUUGUCUGCGACCACGCGUCUCGUGGACGGCCUCCUCGAGGCCGGCUACGCUCAACUGACUUUGCCGGUGCUGGCUUUGCAGGAAGUCUUGACGCGUGCCUCGUUCUGGUCGUGCGACUCGGACGGCUCGAGCCCGCCACCGGCAGCUGAGCAUAGUUGGCCGGGCACCGUCUGCCCAGCCACAAAUCUGCUCGUCAGACUGAAGAGUAUGCAGGUGUGCUGCAUGCUGGGACUGGCAAAAGGCAUCACCUUCCAUCAGCAAGCGCUGGAGACUUUAACGCCAAACGAGGAACAGAUCUCCGAAGCCCUUUCCUUCCGAGUUGAGAGAGACGGCCUCAACAAACGAGCUGAUGUGAAGCGGAAGCAUUGCAAAACGCCUCUCCGCUUGUUGAGAAUGGCACUCUCUUGGAUCGGGUUGGCCGAAGAACUGGUACUUCUUGGUCAAGAAGCCCCCGCCGAGCGCUUCUUGAAGGCCGCCCAUCUCAUCCUGCCCUCAACCAGCCUGACUGAGGUCACUGCCGCGCACUACAACGCCAAAGAUAUUUGUACCCUCAUAGUGUCUAUCCAUUCACUGUUUGCCCAUUUAUGUCCAUCUAGCCAUCCUGCAUAA
Protopolystoma xenopodis is the source of this 843-nucleotide messenger RNA. Lineage: Eukaryota; Metazoa; Platyhelminthes; Monogenea; Polystomatidea; Polystomatidae. The record is from the annotation of a GenBank genome assembly.